AUGGCUGCCUCAUCGAGCGUCGUGGCAACUUUGGCGGUAGUGCCGCUUUUGCCCCUCGUAUUCCUCUUGCUUAUACGGUUAUCACUGCGCGCCCUUGGUUGGUAUCUACGGUCACAGACUGGGGAUCGAAAGGCCGCAAUUAUCGAAAGGAUCAGACGUGAGAGAGCCGUGUUCUCGGAUACUCGGCCUGCAUCCCAGGAAGCCGAAGAUGGGUGGGAGAAGGUCGAGAAGGAAGGCACCGCUGAGAAUGGCAAGCCUCAUGAGGAUGAAUGGGGCGGAGUCUUUGGCUUCUUCCAUCCCUUUUGCAAUGCUGGUGGUGGCGGUGAGAGAGUGUUAUGGGCUGCCAUAGCCGCAACUCAGCGACGAUGGCCCAACGCCACAUGCGCCGUUUACACCGGUGACCACGACAUUGACCGAGCGAUGGUCGUCGCAACGGUCAGGAAUCGCUUUGGAAUCGCCCUUCAAGAACACUCCCUGGUCUUUCUGUACCUUUCGAGGCGUCGUUUUGUUCUUGCGAGCUCUUAUCCUUACUUUACACUGUUGGGGCAGUCACUCGGCUCCGUGGUCCUAGCUUAUGACGCCUUUCAGCUGCUCGUGCCCGACAUCUUUGUCGACACCAUGGGUUACGCAUUCGCAGUGGCGCUUUGCAGAUACCUCUUCCCCAAUGUGCCUAAUGCGGCAUAUGUGCAUUAUCCGACUAUUUCUACCGACAUGCUGGACAGCCUUGAGGACACGACAGGUCAAAAGGGGAUCCAUGCCGGUGCCGGGAAAGGGCUGAAGGGUAAGGGAAAGAAAUAUUAUUGGCGUGCCUUUGCAUGGCUCUACGGAUUUGUUGGCAGUCAGAUCGACGUCGUGAUGUGCAAUUCGACCUGGACGCAAGGCCACAUCCGACAGCUUUGGAAACCGAAAGGAGCAUCCCCCUCGUUCGCCGCUAUAGUUUAUCCGCCCUGUCCAGUGGAAGAGUUGGAAGCACGAAUCCCGUUGACAGAGGAAAGUGAGAAACAACGGGAAAAUAUUGUCCUCUAUAUCGCUCAAUUUCGACCUGAGAAGAACCAUUCUUUAAUUCUUCGGUCGUUUGCCAAGUUCUACCACGCAGCAAAGGAGAAACCACGGCUAGUUCUCAUUGGGUCGGUUCGAAGCAAUACGCCGGAUGAGAAGCACAUCUACGGCCUCCGACUCGAAGCACACGAACUAAAGAUUAAGGAUGCCACUACCUUUAUCUGUGAUGCGCCCUUCUCAGUCAUCCUGGAAUAUCUUCGGAGGUCGAGUAUUGGGACGAACGGCAUGUACGCAGAACAUUUUGGGAUCGGUAAUGUUGAAGGACUGGCGGCGGGACUCAUCCCAGUGGUACACAACAGUGGCGGACCCAAGCUCGAUAUCGUGGUUCCAUUCGAAGGGCAGCCCGUUGGAUUUCAUGCCGAGACCGAGGAUGAGUUUGCCGAUGCUUUUGCCCGCGUGACGGCCAUGAGCCCGCAGGAACGAUAUGCAAUGAGACUAAGAGGGCGUGCAAGUACAAAGCGAUUCACAGAGGCGGUAUUUGCCGGGAAAUGGGUCGAGCAGAUGGAGAUCCUGGUGAGGCUGCAGAAGUUACGGAACAACCAUAACCUAUAG
Messenger RNA from Fonsecaea multimorphosa CBS 102226, 1611 nucleotides. RefSeq lists its product as uncharacterized. Gene Ontology annotation, cellular component: endoplasmic reticulum membrane. The transcript has 2 exons. Gene Ontology annotation, molecular function: GDP-Man:Man(3)GlcNAc(2)-PP-Dol alpha-1,2-mannosyltransferase activity. NCBI's taxonomy places the organism in Eukaryota, Fungi, Ascomycota, Eurotiomycetes, Chaetothyriales, Herpotrichiellaceae. Bases 1 to 1611 code for a protein of 536 amino acids. Gene Ontology annotation, biological process: protein N-linked glycosylation. The record is from RefSeq and is a predicted model, not a curated record.